AUGAGCGAUAGGCAUCCUUGGGACAUAUACGCCGACAGCCUCUUCCACCUCGGCUUUGGGUAUCCUCUGUGGAAGCCUGAUCCCGCGCCAGGUUGCGGAGAGGUUGACAUCGGUGAUGUCGGAUGGCUGGAGAAUGGCGAGUUUCACAAACUUUUUAACACCACGAAGGCCCCCGACGAUCCUCAGCCGAGAGGCAUUCCCGACGGCUACAGAACAUUCGAUGUGGAGCGUGCGUUUAUUCAUGGGCCCCGGGAGGAGAUCCAGCAAUCCGUGCUAUGCAGCCGGAGCAUUGAACGUCUUGACGCAUCGGCAGGCUUAACCGCAGCCCCCUCAUCAUUACCUAGUUUCACAUUCGAAUGCUCUGACGACUCUGGCGCGAUGCUUGUUCUGCAUCCCUCUGCCGUCUCCAAGGACAUCAAGUCCAGGAAGCACGUCGUUGCCUAUAUUCAAUCGCAUUUUCCUGAAUGGAUGGAGUUUGCGAACGGGAGAUUCGGACUGGUACUCAAAGAUGAGCAGCUCAUGUUCGUAUGCGGGACGACCAAGACCAGCAGAUGGGCUGUCGCCGCCUUUCAUGGAAGUUACUGCAAAAAGCAAGGGUCAAUCUCUGCUAACCUCAGCUCCACAUUCGCGUUCGACUUUUCCCUGGCUAUAGCGAACGUCCAGCUCCCUGCGGCCUUCUACAGAGUCGGUCCGCCUCAGAAUGGCACCCACAGCUCAAUCCCCGGACGAGCUAUGUCAGACGUAACCAGGGACAUAUCGUGGACUCAGCGCGAUGCAUUGAACAACGACCCUCUGUCUCACAAAUUCGAUCAGUGUAUCUUCAUCCACUACUUCAAGGCGAAACGUCGAACGUUUCUGCCCCUCCAAGUACUACGUGCUGGUGCUGGGCCAGAUCAACUGCCGCCCGGAUCGGAUGACAUACGUGACGGCAAGACACCGAUCACAGCUCAUCAUACAAUGCCAGAUCGCGGCGAAGCGGAAUAUGAACUCUUCCCCCCGUCUCAAAAGGUUUGGGCGCCAUCUGUCCAAUGCCAUAGUCAAGAUAUUGACUCGCUGACUAUAGCCUCAUGA
Molecule: messenger RNA, 1071 nt
Organism: Dichomitus squalens LYAD-421 SS1
Lineage: Eukaryota; Fungi; Basidiomycota; Agaricomycetes; Polyporales; Polyporaceae
Exons: 2
Coding region: 1-1071 (356 amino acids)
Source: RefSeq, a predicted model, not a curated record